AGGGGGGUCCUGCGCGGCGCAGCUGCCGUGAAUGUGCCUUCGGCGGAGGGCGGUUAGCCAUUCGCCCAAGCUCCCUGGCGGAGAAUUGUGGGAUGCCUGAGCAGCCGCCGAAGGAAGGAGGAGGAGGAGGCGGCAGCAGCAGCAGCAGGCGGGCAGCGCGCACACACAAUAUGUGCUGGCUCGCCAAGCGGAGGAAAAGCGCCCAGGCGGCAGGAGGCGCCCCGGCCCCGCCGAAGGGAGCCCGCGGCCCCGUGUGAAGGAGGAGGAGGAGGAGGAGGAGGAGCGGCGGCAGCAGCCGAGGCCGAGGAGGAGGAGGCGGCGGCCUCUUCCCGGCCCCGCGGACGGACGAUCGGCCCGGCGGACAAUGUCUUUCAAAGAGAGCAAGGCGGCGGCGGCGUUGGCGUUGGAGCGAGCCAAGCCGAGCGAGGAGCCGGUCCGCAAACUGAGUUCAAGUUGGAUCAACGGCAUGGAGAGCGGCCCGGCGGGUCCCUCGGCCGAGAAGAAAAACCACCACUGGAAAAGUUACAAGUUGAUUAUUGACCCGGCGCUGAAGAAAGGCCAGCACAAGCUCUACCGCUACGAUGGGCAACACUUCAGCAUUCCUAAUCCCAGUCUGGCCCCCGUGGAGUGCGUGGAGGACCCCAGGAUAGGACGCAUCUGGACCAAAACGAAAGAACUGGAACUCUCCGUCCCCAAAUUUAAGAUUGACGAGUUUUACGUGGGGCCCGUGCCCCCCAAGCAAGUCACUUUUGCCAAGCUGAACGACAACAUCCGCGAAAACUUCCUGACCGACAUGUGCAAGAAAUACGGCGAGGUGGAAGAGGUGGAGAUUUUGUACAACCCCAAGAACAGGAAGCACCUGGGCAUCGCCAAAGUCGUCUUUGCCACCGUCAGGGGCGCCCGGGAAGCCGUCCAGCACCUGCACAACACUUCCGUCAUGGGGAAUAUCAUCCACGUGCAGCUAGAUACAAAAGGUGAGAAGCGCAUGCAUUUUUAUGAGCUCCUCGUGAACGGGCUGUACACUCCGCAGACUUUGCCAGUGGAGACGGAGCAGGACGCAUCCCCCACCCUCAAUGAGACCCUGCAGUUGGCCGACACUCUGAAACGGCUGAAGGACAGUGGCCUUUCUUCGGCAGGAUCCUCCACCACCCCGAACAGCAGCACCCCAUUCUCCCACGACACGGCCUUUUCCAGUUGUCGACAGGACACCCCCAACUCCUACAGCCAGUUCACCCCCCAGUCGCAAGGAACGCCUCUGACGCCACGCCUGGGGACCCCCUUUUCCCAAGACUCCGCCUACUCUAGCCGACAGACCACGCCGGCCUACCAUUUCGGACAGGACUCCGGCUACAAACCCCGGAGGCACGAAACGAAAUUCACGGACGCUUAUAACCGCCGUCUGGGCCACCACUACGUACAUAACUCAGCUGGGACUUUCCGAAGCUCCGAGCAUCAAUUCGGCACCUUCAAGUCCCAUCAGCCGGAAACGGUGCAAUAUCCCCAGGCGUCCCCCGUGAGUCACACAGGUGCUUCGACGUACAAAUCCGCCUUCUCCCCCUACCAAGCCCCAACCACCUACCCCCAGCCUGAAGAGCCCCCGUUUUCUCAAACAUCCCGGGAAGUGGAAUACCGGCGGCCCCCACUUCCCACUGAGGUGACCGUCGAAAGUAGCCCAGCUCCUCCGGCGGAAUUUGUUCCUGCAAAGGACAAACCGGAGGAGCCCCCUCCUCUUCCUCCGCCCCCGCCUCCCCCAGAGCCCGACAGUCUUACCGAACCUUCCGUUGGGCCGUCCUUCGGCCAGACUCCGGAAAGGAGCGAGACACCCGGCACCCCGACUGUAGAAUCGGAAAGUCAGCCGAACAGUUUGGACACGAGGAUCGAAAUGCUUUUAAAGGAGCAGAGGAGUUUUAUCGAGCACGACUCGGACAACGAGAUACGGAUGGAAGGCAGCCCCAUUUCUUCGUCCUCUUCCCAGCUUUCCCCGAUCCCAAACUCGCAGCCCAGCUAUCGAGUGCAAACCCCUUCCUCGCGCCCUUCCAGCACCGGCUUGGAAGACAUCAGCCCGACCCCGUUGCCCGAUUCGGAUGACGACGAGCCCAUUGGCGGGGUGGCUUCUGCCUGCCAGAACUCGUGGGGGGCAGCCGAGGCGAGCGUCACCCCUGUGGACCAGCUGAACCGAACUUCCAAAUCGGAGCCCUUGGAGGCUAAAGAAGCACAGCCGGUUAGCAGCAGCCCCGUGCUCGAAAAAAUGGAAGAGUGUCAUCAAUCUUCAGGGGAAGACAUGGAGAUCUCGGACGACGAGAUGAGCGAAUCGCCCAGUGCGGAAUGUGCCAAGAACAUUGUGGUGAACACCUCCAUUGGCGGCAGCUCCGUGAUGACCUCUUCCAUCCCGAUGCCUCCGCCCGGCUUCCCUCCCCUACCCCCUCCUCCGCCUCCCCAGUCGGUCUUCCCGAUGCCUCCUCCUCUUCCUCCCCCGCCUCCGCCCACCCACCCCGCUGUCACCGUCCCCCCUCCGCCCCUCCCGACCCCUCCGGGGGUCCCUCCCCCUCACAUCCUGCCCCCUCUCCCUCCUUUCCAUCCGGGGAUGUUUCCUCUGAUGCAGAUGGACAUGAUCAGCGUCCUGGGCAACCAGUGGGGGGGCCUGUCCAUGUCUUUCCAGAUGCAAACCCAGAUGCUCAGCCGCCUGAUGCAAGGGCAGAACACCUACCAGUACCCCCCCUUCGUGAGUAACCGGAUGCAGUUUGUGAACCUCCCUCCCUACCGGCAUUUCUCCAUGGGGGCAGCUAUGAACCGGGGGCAGCAGUGGCCCCCUUUGCCCAGGUUCGACCCCUCCGUCCCCCCUCCGGGUUACGAGCCCAAGAAGGAAGAUCCGCACAAGGCCACGGUGGACGGCGUCCUCUUGGUGAUCGUGAAGGAGCUCAAAGCAAUAAUGAAAAGGGAUUUGAACAAGAAGAUGGUGGAAGUGGUGGCGUUCCGGGCGUUUGACGAUUGGUGGGACAAGAAGGAACGUCUUGCUAAGGCAUCUUUGACCCCGGUUAAAUCUGGGGACCAUAAAGACGAGGAGAAACCGAAACCAAAGGACCGCAUCACCUCCUGCCUUCUGGAGAACUGGAAUAAAGGAGAAGGGUUGGGCUACGAAGGGAUCGGCUUGGGCAUCGGGCUGCGAGGGGCCAUCCGGUUACCAUCCUUUAAGGUGAAGAGAAAGGAGCCACCCGAAGCUGCCUCAGCUGGAGACCAGAAGCGGAUCCGGCCAUCGACCUCUGUAGAUGAUGAAGAUGAAGAAUCCGAACGAGACCGAGACUUGCCCGACGCAGCCUUAGAGCUCUCCAGGAAAGAUCCGGAAGCUGUGGGCCUCCGAAGAAGGCCUGCGAGGCCGUUGGAGCUGGACAGCGAAGGAGAGGAGGAAGACUCGGGCAAGGAAGAGGAAGAGGAGGAAUCCUCUUCGGAAAAAGAGGCAGAACGGGAGGAAGAGGAAGGGGUGAUGAAAUCCAUGUCCGAUAAGGAAGAGGAGGAAGAGGAUGAUGUCAACGAAGAAGAGGAGGAGGAGGAGGAGGAGGAAGAAGAGACCGAAGCACAGAUCAGUGAAAAAGAAGAGGAUCAAGAUUCUGAAGAAGCAGAAGAUCUAGGAAGCCCUGCUUCUUCCAGAGCAGAACUUGAGUCGUCCGAUGAAAGCGAGGAAUCCUCAGACUUCGGGACAAGUUCUGAUUCUGAUGACGAAGAUGAAGAAGAAGAGGAGGAGGAAGAGGUGGAGGAGGAGGAAGAAGAAGAGGUGGAGGAGGGUGAAAAUUACGAGGAACAGAUGGAGGAUGAGGAGGGGCCCUCGUUAUCGCACGAGAGGGAGACCUUGCCCGCUGAACUGGGCCUCGAGUCCCUCGCUCCCGGACCUGAAGAUGAGGACGAAAAAGAGACCAUCUUGGAACUCUUUCCGGUGGAGGAGGACUACAUCCCCCUGGGCCUGGCAGAGCCUUCGGCUCCAGAAGGAGAAGAGAUGAAAGGAGAUCUCAGCAGGCCAGCUGAAGAGCAGGACCAGGAGAUUCCCGAGGCGUCCGUGGCUGCCGAUGUGCUGGUGGUGAUUGAGAGACCUCAGGAGGAGAAGCUCCGGCUGUCUCCACCCAGAGUGGAGGAGUCUGAACCAGACGUCGAACUGGAGCCCGAGAUGCUGGACGGUCCAAAAUCAGACGGCCAGGAGGGUGAAGGCCUCCGUCCUCCGACCCCGGUGGAACUCUUUGGAGAAGUCUUGUCCAACAAGGCCUCCUUUUUUACUAAGCCCAACAACAGCACUUUAGAAAUCCAAGCAAAAGGCAAAUCGCCCUGCGUAGCUGAGGAGGAAGAGGAGGAAGAGGAAGAGGAGCAGCUUCCUCGGACUCCCGGGAGGGAAGUGGUGACUCCCUUGGAGUCCGUCGGGCUUCCCUUCACCGCCAUGCCGCCCUGCUCGCUUCCCCUGCCCUCUUCCAUCGCACCUCACAAAGAGGAAUACUUGCUCCUUCCGGACAAGUUCCCCGAUCACUUAGGCCCAAGCAAGAUAGCACUAGAGGAGGAGCUGCCCCGGACGCCGGGCCGCGACAUUUUAGCCAAGUGUUCACACAGCUUCUCCAAGUCCCACAGCACGGACACCAUCCCCGCCACGCCAGGGAGCGAGGCGCCCCUCACUGGAAGCAGCCUGACGCUGAGUUCUCCUCCGGUGCCAGGCAGCCCUUUCUCGUACCCGUCCCAAUCCCCUGGCAUCAACAGCGGGGGCAUUCCCCGCACCCCCGGGAGGGAUUUCACCUUCACGCCGACAUUCCCCGAGCCUGGUGCUACCGCCCUCCCUUGCCUUCUGUCGAGCAAGAAGCCGUCGGAGGAGGAGCCCGACGAGAAAGUCUUCAAAGAACCUCUCGGCACUUCCUUGUUGGGUGGCGUGAACAGCGUGCCCUCCCCCAUCCCCUUUGCCAGCCCCCCUGUUUGCCACACCCACUUGGACUUAGCGCCCGGCCAACCUCUCCCGGUUCGUCCUUGCGUGUUCAUGGAUGCCAAGAUGGCGCUAGAGGAGUGCGUUCCGGACACGAGGGCCAUCUUACCCUUCCCGGACAUCCCCAUGGCUUCGCCCCCUCUCCCUCCAUCCAGCCCCUCUUCCGUCCUCCCCACCAAAAGGAAACCGGGCCGGCCGAAACGAGCUUCUCCUUUAGGAACCCUAUUGGAGGCCUAUUCGGACAAGCCCGUCGAGGCGGCCCCUCCUCUGCUUCCCAUCCCGGUUGCCUUGACGGAAAGUCCCGUGAACAAAGAGCUGUUUGGUAGCCAUCCCGAGGGCUUCUACGCUCUCAAAGAUCCGGAAGCGGUCACCUUGGACUUCCGGAACGACGCUUUCCACGAGAAGCUGCCUCCCGACCUCCUGAUGGAGAAGCUGCCCUUCAAGGAGCUGGAGAACCAGUGGAACGAGGACUUCAAAGAAGACGAGAGCUACCUGAAAGCUAAAAGGCAGCAGUGGAGGCGCCAGAAGAAGAGGCCCGACGACGUCCUGCAGAUCCCUUCCCCCGACUACUCCCCCCCUCGCUUCCAAUUCCGGCCCCGCUCCGAGUUCGAGGAGAUGACCAUCCUGUACGACAUCUGGAACGGCGGGAUCGACGACGAGGACAUCCAGUUCCUCUGCGUCACCUACGAUCACCUCUUGCAGCAGGACAACGGCAUGGACUGGCUGAACGACACGCUGUGGGUGUACCACCCUCCAACCAGCUUUUUCACCCCAAAGAAGAAGAAGCGGGACGAUGGGAUGCGGGAACACGUCACCGGCUGCGCCCGAAGUGAAGGCUAUUAUAAAAUCGACAAGAAGGAUAAGCUGAAAUACCUCAAUAACAGCCGAGCGUUUGCAGAAGACCCUCCCACCGACACACAGGGAAUGAGCAUCCCUGCUCAGCUCCAUGUUUCCACCCGGGCCGGCUCCGAACGGAGGUCAGAACAACGCAGGCUCCUCUCUUCCUUCACCGGCAGCUGCGACAGCGACUUGCUCAAAUUCAACCAGCUCAAGUUCCGGAAGAAGAAGCUGAAAUUCUGCAAGAGUCACAUUCACGACUGGGGGCUCUUCGCCAUGGAGCCCAUCGCUGCCGACGAGAUGGUGAUCGAGUACGUGGGCCAAAACAUCCGCCAGGUCAUUGCUGACAUGCGGGAGAAGCGGUAUGAAGACGAAGGCAUCGGCAGCAGCUACAUGUUCCGAGUGGACCACGACACAAUCAUCGACGCCACCAAGUGCGGGAACUUCGCCCGCUUCAUCAACCACAGUUGCAACCCCAACUGCUACGCGAAGGUCAUCACGGUGGAGUCGCAGAAGAAGAUCGUCAUCUACUCCAAGCAGCACAUCAGCGUGAACGAGGAGAUCACCUACGACUACAAGUUCCCCAUCGAGGACGUCAAGAUCCCCUGCUUGUGCGGCUCCGAGAACUGUCGAGGGACCCUGAAUUAAAAACAACAACAACAACAACAACCCAGUUGUGGGCCACGCAUCGGCGGCCUCCGGACUGCGGAAACCGAAGGCGUUUGGUUGCACUUUUGCCAAAAAAAAAGAAAAAAAAGGAAAAUGAAACCAAGUAGGGAAAGGAAAGAAAAACGGGAGAGUGGAGGGGGGGGGAACCCAUCCCGCCGGGCACGUCCUCUCCUUCCCGCAGGGAGACACACGAGCGUCAGACACGCACACUAGGACUCUUCAUGCUGCAGGUGCUUUUCAUCCAGUUCCUCGUCUCCUGCCGGCUUUUUCCGACGUCAAAACACUAUUUUAUUUUAUUUUUUAAAAAAGAGAGAAACAAAAAGAGAAAAAACUCCCCCAGCUCAACUGCUCCGCUCCGCAUCAGCCCAGCUCCGGUUGGGUAUACAGCAAAGGUAUUUUGUCUUUUCGUUAAAAAAACAAAACAAAACAUGAACUUUCUUCAUAAGAUGCUGCUACUUUUCCUCGUUCAUUUCCAGGUUUAGCGGGUGGGGGCUCUUCGGAGAGGGCGGGGGUAGCCAAGCGAGGAUUUUUUCCAACAGUGGCAAACGGGGGGAUUCCAAAGGGGAGGAUCCAUAAAUUCAGCACGUGGGGGGCGAGUGUUGCAGGUGGCCGAAGCGCUUAAGGAAUGUCCAGGCGAACGGUAGCGAUGGGGUAUGUGCGUGUGUGUGUGGUGGGGAUGUCUCAUCCCACCCACUCCUCUGAAUGUGAAGAAAUCCGCGCUCUUGAUACGAGGACCAAGAGCCUCCUGGCCUCUGUUUUGAGAACCUGAGGUUCUGUCCUUUCGUCCCUUCGCCAGCGUAGCCGCGCGCCUGACGGUUUUGAAAGCGGAGAAGGCCCCUCUCUCUUUGGGCAGCAUCCACCAGGCCCCGCUGUCUGCCGGAUGCCCCUCGCCCCCCUCUCUGCGGGGCUGCCCUCCUCCCAAGGAAGAGAGGUCAAGGGUCGACAAGGUCGACUCGAAUCCUAGAAUGGCUCAGAACCCCGAAGCAAAAACGGCCGUUUCCUCUCUUGGCGGGUGUCCCCUCUCAAGUCCGUGAGCAUUCAAGCAGGUUAGCCUCGGUAGCCUCUGGAGGGCCUGGCAGCUAAGCCAGCCUGGUAGAGGUCAGUUGGGCAGCUGCAAGGUGACACACCGGCUCUGCCCUUGUUGUGCCACCACUCCUUAACCCCUCUGGUAGGGUCUGCGAGAGCGUAAGGCUCUUCAAGCCAGCCUUGGGCCGCCCGGCACCGAGGGUCUCCCAGGUGGUCCUCGCAUAGCAAGCCAAGCAGGCACAAGCACCCCUCUCUAGGACGAUGGCCAGGUGAGGGACUUGCAAAAUUGGCCCCGGGGUUCUUAACAUCAAAAUGAGGGGCAAAAUCUCAGAUUCUCGUGCGCCCCCCCCCCCCUUCAGCCUCUGGUUGCAUUUUCUCGCCCUGCUGAAAACCUAUCAACUAGAUUAAAAGGCAGAGUCCAGCAGAGGUUGGACUCAAAAUUAUUUCAGACGUCUUUCUUUCCCCCCCCCCCCCCAAACCUGUGGCUUAGCCUCCUUUGGCUUUAAGAUGGUAGGAUGUGGCCAGUCCCUUCCUCUGGAUGCUCCUUAAUCGAUCGGCCUGCCCGCUGGCCUGAAGAGGUGGGCGCCAUUGCCUUUCCCUCCGCUUAGCGGGCAGGAAGAGGCAGGAGGAAGCUCGGCCCAGCUCCUUCCCCUGUAGGGGUGGUCCUCCUGGACCUCCAUGCUGGAGAAGUUGGAUUUGAUGGGGAAGGAAGGAGAGCGGAGGCCCUGCUCUCUCUCUCUCUCUCUUCCCUUGCCGUCUCGCCGUUUCUCCUCGGGCUCAUCCGUGUCCGUCACUGGACGCCUCCCAUGGUAGACAAACCCUCGUCUCGUUUCCCCCACCGUUCAGACCAGGUGACGGCUGCCCGUCAGCCGUCGCCUUUCAUGCUGUGAAUGUAAACCCACUAGGGAAGUUCUCCACACAGGCGUCACCCUGAAAUGUUAUGUAGCAGCUUGUGGAGGGGAAAGGAAAAAACCUUCCUUCUGAACCCCCCCCCUUCUCUCUCUCUUUCUCAUGUCUCUUCCUCCCCCCCCCCCCAUUUUUUCCCCCUUUCCCUAAGUGCAGAUUGAAAUAUAGGCCAACGUAUCCUAGUUCUCUUUGCUGUCCCGUAGAUUCCGCCAGUUAGUCUUAGCCGCGCUUGGGCGCAGGAGGACGAGAAGAAAGGGAGAGCCGAAGGCGUGGAGAGACGCGGAAACGGAUCCCUUCCUUGAGCCGAGGUUCUCCGCGGGUUUUCCUCCUCUAACUGUGGUUUGAGUUCCAUCCCAGUUGAAACCCUCUUCCAUCCUAAAUAAUAGGAUGUGGGAAGUGGGGUUAAUGAAAGUUCAAAGGGGCCCAGCUGUAAUCCUAAGUGGGUUCUUCAGCUCUCCUCCUCAAGGUCUCCUCGGCUGGAUCUCCAAAGAGAACGCCGUUGCUUGGACAAGGUGCCUAGGUCUCCUCCCUCCUCACGCGGCGUGGGAGGUUCAACCUCCUCUUCGCUUGACCUCACGCCACGCGUCCUCGGGGAGCCCCCACUCCGUGUCUGGAGUCCCAAGACCGCCUAGCCAGCUUUCAGACAUUCAACCCGACACUCGGGUUUCCAAGCUUGUGGUCCCUUCCUUCCUUCCUUCCUUGGGAAUCCUAAGAGAGAAGAGCCAGACUGAACCCUGAAAGCUGUUUAUCUCAUCCAAACAGCUGCUUUCUGCCCUGGCUGGGGGGGAAGGUUUUUUUUGGGGGGGUGUCACGUUUUAAAACUCUGAUGAAAUAUUAUUAUUUCAGCUUUUCUUUUCUUUUUAAAACCUAUUUUCAGGGAUCAUUUCAGUGCAUUUGUGUAUAAAGUAUUUUAAUUAUUUUUUAUUUUUCGUUUUUAAAAGAAAACCCGUUUGGGGUGUGGUUUGGGGCGGGGUUAAAAUGAAAUUUUUGAAGUUUCAAACGGAUACGUCGCCUGUAUAUAUAGGACAUCUUUUCCGAGUCUUCUCUACGGAAUCCUUGUUUCUUGUAGAAACACAUGGCUUUUAUUUGGGGGUGGGGGGGGGUCGUUUUGAUUUUCGUUUGUUUGUUGGGGGAGCGUUCUGUUUAAAAGCAUGUAAAUAAUUUGUUAAAGUGACAAAUAGUAGUUUGGAGUUCUUUUUAAAGAAAAAAAAAAGCAGAAAAAAAACAAAAUCGCCAGCAGAAGACCUCAACGAGAGAGUCAGCAUUUUGGGGGGGGGGGGGUGUUGGGGGUGCUUGCCGUGUCCCAAGAGUGAAAAGCUGGCGCCGUUUUUUACAGCUUGUGUCAAGCUAUGUAUAAUGUAAAUUCUGUACAAAAGAUCUCAAAACUUUUUUGGGGGGGGUGUCAAAUGCAUAGAUCAAACUAGAAGCAUUAAGACGCUGAAGAUUUAAAAAAAACAAACUGAAAUGCCAAGAUGAGGCUUUUUGUUUUAAUUUGCCUUCCUGAUAAACCUUAAUGUGGGGGAAAAAAAUCUAUUUAUUUCAAACGAAGAAAAUGUGUACAGUCUAUUAUUAAUGGCAACCUAAAAUGUAUUUAAGCCGAUCUGCAAGUUUUAUUUUUGUUGUUGUUAUUUCUUCUUCUUCUUUUUUUGCAAAUUAAAUUCUUCUAUUUUACAAUGUUCCUCCACAGCUACCAAGCAUUUGUAGAAGUGACAUGGGGGGGAAAAAAUAAUAACAUAUAUUCAGCCCAAUGGGGCCGUGUUUUUCAGAAGAGCUUCGUUGCGCAUGAGCAAACUCGGUGUGAGCUGCAGGAUCACACCCGUCAGCCAAGAAAGCUGUGUAUGGUCACAGCCAGGCUGGGGUGGGGUGGGGAUGGGGGGGGUCUCCCUCCCUGCAGCUGCUCAAAUGAGGCAAGGGUUGGGUUGGGGUUGUGGGGGGGGAGAAGCACUCUAAAUUGGGGAAGGGUCUCUUGGUCUUGCAAUGGAGGAGAAGACCUCCGUUCCGAUUUCAUGAAUUCUGUAAAAAAAAAAAAAGACCAAUUUUUAAUUUGCAGUGUGGGGAAAAAAAGACCUCUUUUAAAAGGAGGGGAUUUUUUUUUUUUAAAGAAAAAAUGGUUUGCAGUAAACGACUUCUAUUUUUUAUGUUCCUUUCCAUAAAUAAAAAAAAAGAAAUAAAUGAUUUUUUUAAAA
Messenger RNA from Thamnophis elegans (Western terrestrial garter snake), 10572 nucleotides. It is a transcript of the gene SETD1B, whose product is annotated as SET domain containing 1B, histone lysine methyltransferase. Gene Ontology annotation, cellular component: Set1C/COMPASS complex. Gene Ontology annotation, molecular function: RNA binding; histone H3K4 methyltransferase activity; protein binding. The transcript is spliced from 18 exons. Bases 365 to 6433 code for a protein of 2022 amino acids. The record is from RefSeq and is a predicted model, not a curated record. Lineage: Eukaryota; Metazoa; Chordata; Lepidosauria; Squamata; Natricidae.